AUGGCCUCCAAUGUGGAACGCAAUUUGGAGUCGCCGGAAACCCUGGGCGGAGGAGGCUGGACUAGACUCGCUCCUCCUCCUGCACCAAAGGGAGUCGCCGCCGCCUGGUCUCUUAACCGCCUUAGUUCCAGAAGGCUGACUCUGAUCUGGAUUACAUUCAGUACAGGCUGGAAUAUGAAAUCAAGACUAAUUAUCCUGAUUCAGCAGGCAAGCUGUUACCACUGACUGAAGAAGAGAAAACUGCGGCAGAGCAAUUAAGAGCUCACAUGUCAGACUUAUGAUGAAGAAAUGGACUUGCAAAAGGGAACUCUAAUGGGGAAGAGAUCAAUUCCAGAGAGAUUUAGGAAGCUGUCUUGUUAGCAUUUGAUGACUGUUGGUGGGGGGAUGACAAAGGAGAUUUGGCUUGGGUUACUGGAUAGUGAUGCCUUCCACGAGAGAGGGGAAUACAAGAAGAAGAGCAGAUAUUGUACUCAUAAUGUUCAGCCAAAGGGAUGGAAUGGAAAUAAAGAGAUUUAAAAAUA
Messenger RNA from Lagenorhynchus albirostris (white-beaked dolphin), 521 nucleotides. It is a transcript of the gene SKA2, whose product is annotated as spindle and kinetochore associated complex subunit 2. NCBI's taxonomy places the organism in Eukaryota, Metazoa, Chordata, Mammalia, Artiodactyla, Delphinidae. The record is from RefSeq and is a predicted model, not a curated record.